UGCCCUCCACGGCCCCGCUGCGCCUCUCUCGCUGCCGGCCGCCCUCCGGUGGUUGGGCAGGGCUGGACCGGGCCGACAGGCUGAGGUGGUCCUGAGGAUCGCUCCGGGGAGACGCAGUGUCCGAGCGCCCAAGGCUGUGAAUGUGAGGACCCGCAGAGGCUGCGGGAAUCGGUGAGCAAGCCUCUUGCUGCUCUGUCAGCCCUUCCGUCUUUGUAAAGCAUUGUUGAUGGGACAAAGGAGUGGACGUCAGGGAACAAGCAAGAAACUAGAGAUGGCACUAAGAGAGACUCUGAAGGCAGAAGCAAAAGUACAAAAUAAUGAAGAGGAAGCUGAAGAGCUGAAGGCCAAAGUCCAGAGGCUAACAUCAGUCUUUGGUGUGGCAGACUUAAAAAAUGAAGCCAUUGGGCUGUACAAUGUUGGACACAGCUGCUGUCUGAACUCCCUGCUCCAAGUGUUCUUCAUGAAUAUACACUUCACAAGGAUACUGCGAAGGAUCACGGUGCCACUAUAUGCUGAGCAGCAGAAGAAGAAUGUCCCAUACCAAAUGCUCCUGCUGUUGGAAGAGAUGCAAUGUGGCAAGCAGAAAGCUGUUUAUCCCGUAGCCCUUGCUUACUGUCUUUCAGCAUACAAAGUGAAAUUGUUUGUGCAGCAUGAUGCUGCUCAGCUCUUUCUGACUCUCUGGAACUUGAUAAAGAGGCAGAUGAAAAAGCCAGAGCUGGUUGAAGAGCUGAGUGAUUUGUACACUAUCUGUAUACAGGAGCACCUGGCCUGUCAGAAGUGCUCUUUUGAAGAAAAGAAGAACAGCAGCAUGUUAACCCUUCCACUCCCACUGCUGGAUUCCAAUUGCCGCAUGCUGAAGACUCUGAAGGACUGCCUGCAAUGCUUUUUCCAUCCUGAAGAGCUGACUGGUCGCAACAUGUGUUUCUGUGACCAGUGUGGAAGAAAGACACCUUUUCUGCAGAGCAUGAAGCUAGUCCAUCUGCCACAGACCCUGACCAUACACCUGAAGCGUUUCUGCGUUGAAAAAGCAGCCCACAUUCACAAGCUUAGUCACUACCUGCCAUUCCCGCAAGACCUUGAUUUCAAUGCAGUCUUGACUGAAAGUCAGUGCCAAGCAGAUGACAAUGAAAAGGCUGACUGGCAGUAUGACCUCUUUGCUGUCAUUGCCCAUUCAGGAUCAAUUAGCUAUGGACACUACUGUGCCUAUAUUAGAAGUCUCACAGAAUGUAAAUGGUAUUGCUUCAACGACUCCGAGGUUUGCCAGGUAUCGUGGGAUGAUGUGAAAUGCACGUAUGGACAUUCCAACCUCCACUGGGGAGAAACAGCCUAUCUCUUGGUUUACAUGAAAAAACACCCACAGUGGCCUUAUCCAGGAGUAUGAGAAUGUCUCGUGAAGUUGUGCAUAUUCCAUGGAGAUCAGCACCUCUGUGCCAUUGUGGACGUGCACAAGUGUUCCACAAGAAAGACAUGGCCCACUCAGUCAGUGACCUCUGCCUUCACAUUUAUUUGUGGAAAAUUUAAUAGAGAGACUUAGCUAGAGAAAGGAUCUCAGAACUGUCACAACUAGAAAGCUUUUCUUUUGUAUGUUUUUUGAUAUUUACAUGAUUCUAUUUAUUAAUUUCCUCUUAAAAGAUAGUAAAGUUAGUUCUUGCCUCUUCUGACUUACCUGUUUCUUUAAUGCUGAUGCCUGGAUUCCAGUACAAGGGAAGCAUUUGGCCUGAAAGCCUGCCUGAUAUUCCAUUGAGGCAUGUGGUAUGACUGGAAAGCUGUGAUGGUCAUGGCUAGCCAGUAGGACCAUAAGAGUUUGAGACUUACUCUGCCCUUUUAACACCAUGUUAGAUGCUGGCAAGCUGAGCAGGGGACCCCAAAAGUCUUGAGAAACAGCUGGAUCAAGGACAAAACUUAUGACAUGUGCACGAGUGAUGUUUACUCCUUCAAACCUUCCUGAAAAUGAAUCACUACAGGGGCUGAAGUGUGUUUAAAAGUUGGUGUCAGCAUAAAGAAGUGUUUUUUAAAAUCAGCUGAUUUUGUAGUAGUUCUGAACUAGAAGAUGAGUUUGUACAUAUUUGUGCAGAUGAUUAUUGUUUUAGCAUGCUUAUCAGGCAUUUAUAUGUAUUUUCCUUCCUGUAUAGAGGAAAAUACUAAGAGCAACAAAGAUCCUGAAUCUAGCUAGUGAUUUUGCACAAUACAAUCAAUACUGUGACAAGAGGAGAAGUGAGAUGCCUCCAUGUGCUAGAACUUGAGGGAUUCCUUAGUACACUUCAGCUGUCUGCCAGCUGGAGCUGUCCUGCUCUCUCCCUUCCUUCUCUGACCGUGAAUUUGGAAACACCUUUCAAGCAGCAAGUGUUCUGGAGAGAACAGUUUUAUAAAGAAAGUAAGUAAUCUUUAUACCUCCCAUUGAGCCCUAUCACUCUGCACUGUUGGUUCAGGCUGUGCUCCCAUGACAAGACACACAGCUGGAGGGGAAAUGUAAAGAGAGCUAGAAAGGAAGUUUGGUAACAUGACAGUCAGAAGGAGAGAGUUCUAAAAGCUCACCGCAAGACUCAGCUGGGAGGAUUGCGAUGCUUUUGAUACACUCAUGGUAAGUCUCAAGGUAUCACAGCUUGUGAAGGGAUUGGUGAUUUCAGUGGAUUAAGAGUACCUUCUAGCCUAAGAAACCCUUUGACUGUAUCUUUACAAGGGUGCUGUUUUUGUGGGACUGAGCAUAUUUUGAAAUUAGUGAUUUAGUUAUAAUAGCUGCUAUAUAUAUCCUAAUUUUAUGUUGAUGAUGAAGUUCACAAGUCAUGUCCAUUUUCUGUUGGCAUGUGGAAGGUGAAUUGAGAAAUCUUGGAGCGUAGCUGGAAAUGACAUUUCUGUGACCUAGCAGGGGUUUGUUUCACUGCCCUGGCAAAAUCCAUUACUCUGUUCAGCUUCUGUAUUCAUACUGCUCAUUCUGGUUAAAAAAAAAUAAUCCUGUGUAUUGUUGUCACCAGGAGGAGGAAUUUUUAGCCUAUAUGCCUUCGGGAAUGUGUUAGACUCUUUCUAAAGCACCUUGCAGUAGGUGAGUAAGAAAACCAACCUCCUGUCUUAGCCAGCACUUUGCAUCUAUGAAGUAGCUGAAAGAUGGUGCACUUCCAGGAAGCUAAUGGGUUAAGAGACUGACAAGACAUUUAUGGUCUGAUAUAACUUGAGAUUUAAAAUCAAAAUAUGCUCAUGAAAAAUGCCUCAAAUGUGUCAUAACCUUCCAGGUAUAUCACCAAUCAAGGAAGAAAUCACUGAGGUAUAUUUAAGAAUCUCUUCAGUUGUUUUUUUCAAUGAAAAGUAAUCAAUGUUUUUCUUUUGAAUAAAAUAGUAUGGGAUAAAUGCCCUAGGAAAUAA
This is a messenger RNA of Melopsittacus undulatus (budgerigar), 3357 nucleotides long. RefSeq names its product ubiquitin specific peptidase 18 (gene USP18). The record is from RefSeq and is a predicted model, not a curated record. Gene Ontology annotation, cellular component: cytosol; nucleus. Gene Ontology annotation, biological process: protein deubiquitination. Gene Ontology annotation, molecular function: cysteine-type deubiquitinase activity. Bases 227 to 1381 code for a protein of 384 amino acids. The transcript is spliced from 11 exons. Lineage: Eukaryota; Metazoa; Chordata; Aves; Psittaciformes; Psittaculidae.